Messenger RNA from Olea europaea var. sylvestris, 2334 nucleotides. Its product is annotated as glycosyltransferase family 92 protein RCOM_0530710-like. The record is from RefSeq and is a predicted model, not a curated record. NCBI's taxonomy places the organism in Eukaryota, Viridiplantae, Streptophyta, Magnoliopsida, Lamiales, Oleaceae. The transcript is spliced from 2 exons. The coding region runs from base 356 to 2095 and encodes 579 amino acids.
CAUUUCUUUUUCUUUCUUUUCGUAUUAAUAAAAGUAACAGAAAUAGUUUGCUAAUUCAAAGCGUCCCAAAAAAGACUCGACGAGAGCGGGUAGACGAAAAUACAGGUGUGCUUCAACCCGUCUAUUUUUAUAGCACCAACUCAUCGUCUCCAUCUAUCUUCUUUGAAUUCCAUUACAGUAUAGACCUGAACAAAAUUUACUCACUGAAAAAGACUGAUAUACAAAUCAUAUUAUAGUAUACUACUGGAAUUAUAUAUAGUAGUAUCAUUCAAGAAGGGGAUUUAAUGAAUGAAAAUAACGCAGAAUCUGGUUUUUGGAAUUUGGGUCUGGGUGGUUAUUUGCUUGGAUCGUGGGAAUGAAAGAUCGUAAAAAACGGAGUGGUUUUGUGCCGUGGGGCUCCUUUUUUCGGUGUACCCUUCUUCUUCUCUUCUUCUCCGGCUUCACUUUAUCCACUUUCCGAUUGUUCUUCAGAGCAGAAAGGUUUCGUCCAAGAUUGGUGUCGACAUGGCGGAUGCCGCCGAUGAAAGUGAUCGCCGGUGUUUCACCUUCAACUCCGCCUAUCACAAUUCAAGAAACCGUUAUUUUUCCAGACCAGGCUUUGAUUUACCUAAAAUACCCUUCAUCCACUCUUUUAUUCACCAAAGAUGACAUUGACUGUAUAUAUUUGCUACCCAACUCAUCUGAGCCCCAAAUCAAGCUCUCUCCAGUAUCAGUCGACGGUCAAUAUUCCGAUCACCAGACUGUACGGUGCCCACGUCAGCCACGUGACACGAUAGUAUCUCUAGCGGUUAAAUCCAACGGUAACCUCCUGCCUGGGCCCACCACCCUUAGGUGGGAUUCAUUGGCAUAUGAAGCUAUAAUUGAUCGUGAUAACACCACUGUUGUUUUUGUUAAGGGGCUUAGUCUACGUUCAGGAAGAGUUUCUGAUCCAUCUAAAUUCAAAUGCUUGUACGGCUGGGAUUUGAGGAAACCAAAAUUUGUUUUGUGGUCCGAGGUUGUAUCGGUUGCUCAAGAAAUUGUAAGAUGCAAAACCCCUUUGAGCAUAUUGAACAGCCCCCAAAGAUUUAAUACUAGUAUUAAGGUUUCGAUUAGGGUAGUUGGUAGACAGACACUCAAGUCUAUUGCUCGGCCGAAAGUUCGAUUGCCCGACCCUAGACCAUUAUACAAGAAACAGCACGAGAUGUGCAUAUGUACAAUGUUGAGGAAUCAAGCUAGGUUUUUACCCGAAUGGAUCGUGUAUCAUUCCCGAAUAGGGGUUCAACGUUGGUUUCUAUAUGAUAACAAUAGUGACGACGAUAUUGAAGAUGUGGUUGAAUCAUUAGUGGGUGCAAAUUAUAAUGUUACUAGACACGUGUGGCCUUGGAUCAAGACUCAAGAGGCAGGGUUUGCGCAUUGUGCACUGCGUGCUAGGGAUUCGUGUGAAUGGGUUGGAUUCAUUGAUGUUGAUGAGUUCUUUCACUUGCCUUUGGGGUUGUCAUUGUAUAAUGUUGUUAGGAAUCAGUCUAGACCNGUUGGAUUCAUUGAUGUUGAUGAGUUCUUUCACUUGCCUUUGGGGUUGUCAUUGUAUAAUGUUGUUAGGAAUCAGUCUAGACCAAGUGAGGUAGCUGAAUUACGUGUAUCGUGCCACAGUUUUGGCCCCUCGGGUCUCAAAAAAGUUCCGGUGAAAGGCGUGACCGUAGGGUACACUUGCCGGUUGGCUGUUUGGGAGAGGCACAAAAGUAUAAUGAGGCCCGAGGCACUGAAUUCUUCAUUGAUCAAUAUGGUGCACCACUUUCACUUGCAGGCUGGGUUCCGGUACGCCAAUAUGGAUAGAAAUGUGCUGGUGAUAAAUCACUACAAGUACCAAGUAUGGGAAGUGUUCAAGGAGAAAUUCUAUAGGAGGGUGGCUACCUAUGUGUCCGAUUGGCAGCAAGAACGAAAUGUUGGUUCCAAGGAUCGCACUCCAGGUUUAGGUACAAAAGCUGUUGAACCACCCGAUUGGUCGACCAGAUUUUGCGAGGUUGAAGACACGGGCUUAAGGGAUCGUGUAUUGAAGACGUUCACUGACCCGAAAACAGGUCGAUUGCCAUGGCAGCAUCUGUCCAAUGAGCACUAGAGACAGAAGAGUGCUGCUGUGAAUUUGGAGGAGUCUGUCUUCUUUUUAUUUGUUUCUUUGGAAUUUCUCUCUCUCUCUCUCUCUCUCUCUCUUUGUGCUAUGUACUUCCACUACCCAUGUACUGCUAGAUGCACAGACAUAGAGCUACUUCAUAUUCAUUGUUUGUACAUAUAUUUAAUAAGACAACCGAGAAAGAAAUGAAAAAUUUAAAGCAGCAUUUAAAAGUUGAUUUGAAGAAA